GUGACGUCGGAUCGCGCGAUGCAGAGGAGACCUCCAAUUGGCCGAGAGCCUGUGGGAUGUUGUCGGUGAUUGGCUGAGGCCAUGAGGCAACAUCGCGCGAUGAUCAGUCCUGCGUAUGGGUCGGUGUGAGAAACACAUGAGAAUUCCCUCUACGUUGUACUAGUGUUGCAUCUCUGGAAACAAAGUUAAUCCGAAGUGUUAUCGAGGAAGUUUAGUGAGGAGAAAUGGAGGACGACGUUAUGAUUCCCGAUGAUUUAGGGGACGAGGACCUCUUGAGUAAUAUGAAUUGGACAGAUUUGGACCUGGAUGAUAUAAAAGAUAUAAACUUGGAUUGGAAUGAAGGUGAUGUCUUGGGUCAGGGAACAAGCUUAUUAGAGCACACAGAUCCAACUCCAGUAACAACAACUAACCACAGCAACACGUCUACUCCAACACAUGUACCCUCACAAGUUUCAGUGGUGAAUUCCAAUGCUACCUUGUCAGGGUUCAUAAGUGUUUCUGAUGCAGUUAACAAGGGCAUAUCCCAGCUUAAGUCUGGAGGUGUCCCCUUACAAGUCAAGGUUACAGCACCACAGCAUGUGCAGGUACAGAAGCAUCAACUAAUUGCAACCACAGCUUGUGGUAACCAGAUGCGACAAGUUGCUCAUGUAGCCCCUCGUGUUGAACAUGCAUCACUUAUAAACAUCCCACACACAGUUGUCAGUACCAGUGGAACAUUAACCCAGACACCCCAGUUACAGCAGAUUUUGACUCAGGCAAAUGGUAAUAUCCAGCAAAGGCAAGUUGAGCACAUUCAGACCCAGCCAAUUCAAGUUCAACAAUCCCAGAUUCAGCAGGUCACAAUACCUCAUCAAAUUGGAAAAAGAAUGGCAACUGGAGGGGUUUCAAUAUUACAGCAUCCAACUGUAAUACAACAGCUAGUGUUACCGAAGACAGAUAAUGGAACAAUUGUGAGCACAACAUCAGGGCAAUGUAUAAAUAUGCCCCAAACUGUCUUAUAUAAAGCUACACCAACCAUUGCGACAAUUGCAGCCCCAGUUCAAGGCUUGGAUACUAGUACAGUAGUUACUGGUAUUCCUGUUGUAUUUGAUUCAGACCGUAUACCUGUUGCAAGGGUAGUUAGUUCAGGAAAACCUCUGGUCAUUCCGCCUAAGGGAGAGAAACGCAACUCCCACAAUGCAAUUGAGAAAAGGUACAGAUGCUCUAUAAAUGACAAAAUUGUGGAGUUAAAGAACUUGGUUGCAGGGGAAGAGUCAAAGCUGCACAAGUCUCAAAUAUUGAAGAAAGCCAUUGAGUACAUUCGUUACCUUCAAACUCAAAAUUCGCGCCUACGUGUAGAACUGAAUUCGUAUCGUAUGCGUGAUGGCAAUCAAAAGAUAACUGAUCUUCUACUCGGUCCGUACACUCCUCCACCCUCUGACACAUCAUCACCAGCGAGGUCACCUAUAUCCGAUUCGUCAUUGCCACCUUCUCCUCCUAUUGCCAAGAUAGAGUUAAAGGAUGAGGAUGCUGCUUCACCAUGUAACAGUCCAUCGUACAUUCCCAUGGCCCGUAACAUGGCAGAUGGAUCCCGUAUGGUGUUGUGUAUGAUGAUGUUGGCCUUAUUGGCUUUUAAUCCAAUGAGCCUCUUGAACAAACGUUCACAUUCAGCUCUCUCUGAUACCAUUGGUGAAGCACCAGGACGAUCUAUCCUAGAUUUUGAAUCCGAUAACGAUGCAUUCUCUUUCCAAAGCCUGUUUUAUUCAUCACUCAUGGUAUGGUUGGUAAAUUUUGUCAUCAUUAGUGUGUUCCUAAUCCGUAUAUUCAUAUAUGGAGAACCAAUAAUGAGGAGAAAAUCCCCUGUUGCGGAGAGUUUUUGGAGACAUCGUAAACAGGCAGACCUUGAUAUGGCAAAGGGUAAUUACGGUAGUGCUUGCCGUCAAUAUGGCCUAGCAUUACAUGUUAUUGGAAGACCUUUACCUAGUUCGUGGGUUGAGAAGUCAUGUUCUGUCAUGUGGCAGUUCACAAGACAGAUAAUGCAGAGAAUGUAUUUAGGGAGGUGGCUUGCAAAACAUGCUGGUGGACUGUUUUUGGAAUCCUCUAUCCGUGAAGAGAUAAGGGAAAGCAUACGUGAGUGUUCCUAUGUAUACCAUCAGCUGCAUAAGUUGCACUUAAUGGGACAUGUUGAAGAUGGCUCCAAUCUCCUUGGUUUGUACCUGGCCUUAACUUCCAUCAACCUUGGUGAAUGUGGAUCAGUUCCAGGUGGCGACAUGGCAGAUAUACUAGUACUUGGAGCACUUCGAGCAAAAGAAUCUUUGCCUGAAUUGUGUCGGUUCAUUGCCAAAAUUCUCAUGGGUAAAGCUAGGUGGUGUUCAGUGCUAUACAAAAAGAAUAAUAUUCAGUGGCUCUUCAGUCCAUCAGGAAACAGAUUCUUUGUUUCUCACAAGUGGUCCUAUGAUGCAAAGCGAAUUAGCAUGUUCAGUCAACUAACUGACAAAGCAGAUCCUGUUGGUUACCUCUUAUUGCUUUACAGGGAACACUUACUUGAGCGGGCAAUUACCACGCUGGUGAAUCCAGGAGUAAAGGCAGAUGAUGUUUGUGAAGAGAGUGCGCAUAGGCGCACUAAAACUUCAGAUGUUUUGGACUACAUAGCUUUGCUGACAGAAACUUACAAUGGUUAUGAGGCUUCAUUUGUCGUUUCAUGCCGUGAUGAGGUUUCUUGUUGGUGGGGAACUUGGUGCCAGGUUAUUGCUCAUUGGCUUCUUGGUGAGGAUGACCAUGCUGAGUCUGUAUAUGCUGCACUUGAAAAUGUUCCUCAAGUUCUGAAAGCCUCAGAUGAUCCUUUACCAAUGGCUGUAUUGAAUGCUGCAAGGGCACGUCGUCAGCUUGGCCAUGGAUCGCCAUCAUCUAUUUUGCGUCUCUGUGAGCGUUCUGCCUCUGCUCUAAGUGAUUCUAUCCAUCAGGCUUCGUACAAGCAUCCCAAUCAGAUGGUUUUGAGUGUCCAGCUAAUCAUUGUGGAUCUGUUACUGGGUGUCAGAACAGUAGUUUGGGAAAGUGAAUCGGCUACAGAUUGCGACACAUUAACUGUUGCGCCUGCACAUAUUCUUCGUGGUUUCCAAAAUGAUUUGGCACUACUGCGAAAGCUUGUGCAACAUCUCCCGGGUGUAUUGGCUAGGGUUUUCCUUCAUGAGGCUACCCUUCGGAUGAUGGCUGGUGCCUCUCCUGCUAGGACGCAGCAGCUGCUUGAUAGAUCUUUGAGACAUAGAUAUGGAAAGUCAUCUGUUAUAUGUGGUAAAGAUAAGAAAAUAGACAGCUUCAGUGGUGAACGAGAACGCGCAACUGCGCUUAUGCUGGCAUGUAGGCAUCUUCCAUCACAACUCUUGUCCUCACCAGGUGAAAGGGCAGGAAUGCUAUCAGAAGCAGCGAAGACCUUGGAGAAAAUUGGGGAUAAGCAGAGGUUACAAGAUUGUUACAAUAUGAUGAAAAACCUGGGUACUGGUGUAUCGUCGUAUUGUUAAUUUAUUUCUAAUUAAUGCUGUAGAUCCCUACUGCAGUGUGGAGAGAGAUUCAUGUACAUUAUCUCCCUUGUACAUUUAUAUCAUUGUCAUUCCUGAGUUCACAUAUAUAAUUAUUUUGUACCUGGUUUAUUUUUUGUAAAUAAUAUAUACAAAUAUAAUUAAGAAAUAAU
Macrobrachium nipponense is the source of this 3667-nucleotide messenger RNA. RefSeq names its product sterol regulatory element-binding protein 1-like (gene SREBP). Bases 225 to 3497 code for a protein of 1090 amino acids. Gene Ontology annotation, biological process: regulation of transcription by RNA polymerase II. The record is from RefSeq and is a predicted model, not a curated record. Gene Ontology annotation, cellular component: nucleus. Gene Ontology annotation, molecular function: protein dimerization activity; RNA polymerase II cis-regulatory region sequence-specific DNA binding; DNA-binding transcription factor activity, RNA polymerase II-specific. NCBI's taxonomy places the organism in Eukaryota, Metazoa, Arthropoda, Malacostraca, Decapoda, Palaemonidae. The transcript has 15 exons.